AUGAAAACCCCGUACAAAAGAUUUGUGGAGACUGGCCGCGUCGCCAAGUGCGCUGUGGGAAAGUUCAAGGGACGUCUAGUAUGCAUCGUCAACGUGAUUGAUCAGAAUCGGGUGCUGAUCGAUGGACCAACCAGCGGUGUGCCUCGGCAACAGUACCCCGUCAACCACCUGCAUUUGACGAAAUUCCGCGUGCGCUUCCCGUACACCGCCAAGACACGCACCGUACGUCUUGCUUUGGAGAAAUCAAAGGUUAAGGAGAAGUUCGAUGAGUCCAUCUGGAAGGAACGCGCUGUUGCAAAAUACAGGCGCUUCAACAUGACCGACUUUGAUCGCUUCAAGCUUCGCCUGGCCCGUACCGAGCGCAACAAGCUUGUGACCUCGCAGUACAAGAAGAUGAAGAAGGAGGUCAUCAACAACGGUAUGCUGUUCGGCAAGCCGGUGAAGGGUACGAAACCGCUGCCAAAGCGACGCACCAAGAAGCCGAAGAAGGACCUGAAGAAGGACCCGAAAAAGAAGCCCGCCGCGACCAAGAAGUAAGCGAUACAGUGUACCGUGUACCGUGUGUGUGGUUCCAUCAAACACAGUUGGUGAAAUGUAACAUUAAUGAAAUAACAAAACAACAACUGUUUACACCUUA
Messenger RNA from Anopheles bellator, 637 nucleotides. RefSeq names its product large ribosomal subunit protein eL14 (gene RpL14). NCBI's taxonomy places the organism in Eukaryota, Metazoa, Arthropoda, Insecta, Diptera, Culicidae. The coding region runs from base 1 to 537 and encodes 178 amino acids. The transcript is spliced from 4 exons. Gene Ontology annotation, biological process: translation; ribosomal large subunit biogenesis. The record is from RefSeq and is a predicted model, not a curated record. Gene Ontology annotation, cellular component: ribosome; cytosolic large ribosomal subunit. Gene Ontology annotation, molecular function: RNA binding; structural constituent of ribosome.